Messenger RNA from Mandrillus leucophaeus (drill), 2135 nucleotides. It is a transcript of the gene FNDC9, whose product is annotated as fibronectin type III domain containing 9. Gene Ontology annotation, molecular function: protein binding. The transcript has 2 exons. The coding region runs from base 195 to 869 and encodes 224 amino acids. Lineage: Eukaryota; Metazoa; Chordata; Mammalia; Primates; Cercopithecidae. The record is from RefSeq and is a predicted model, not a curated record.
AUGGUGAAUGAUGCUGAUCUGAAGAAAUGAAUAACAUGAGCGUUAGGGGCAGCAGUGGGAUUACUCAGUGUUGAGAGAAACAACACGGAAAGCCCAGAGUGGAGGAGGGAGAAGGCACCAUUCUCUCAGCUUUAAUCUACUCCACCUCGGAGGGCAGAGCUCUAACCAGACACGCUGCGAGCAUCAGAAUCGGGAUGAACAUCGAGGUGGGGAACAUUUCUUAUACAGGAGCCAUCAUCUCCUGGUCGUCCUCGGAGCCCUGCCUGGAGGACUAUUACCAUAUUAUGUAUAGGCCCAACUGGAACAGCAUCUUCUCUGGCUAUCUUCGCUACAGCUUCCACCACGAGGAGAAGGUGCCUCGAACGAUCAGCUCCGUGGUGCUGGAACAUCUCGCCCCUUCCACUCUCUACUUCCUGUGCAUCAGCUGUAAGAAGGCUGCCUUCCCUUACAGGCACUACUGCACCAUGUUCCACACCCUGGAUAAGACUCCACUGGCUCCCGGAAGCUCCCUGGUAGACCCCCAAAUCUCCCUUUGGGUGCUGAUGGCUAUUCUGCUGGCCUGCUUCACAGCUGUCUUGGCCUUCAUCUGCCUCCAGUUCUGGUGUGUCCGUUGCCAUGAGCCGCGAUGGUCUUACAGGGCUGGCCACAUGGAGGAGGCCAAUGGGUUGGUGAGAUGGCCAGAGGAGGCCCCGGAUCUUGGUCAGAGGGAGGAAGACCUGCAGGGGCUCCCCCUGGUGGAAGUGCCACGCAAGAACUCCAGAGAUGAAGCUGAACUGAAUCCUGAAGCCAACCAGGAUGCCCCUGAUGCGGGUGCCUUACAGAGAGGGGGUGGUGACCAACCCGCCAUACUGCCUCAUUGUGGGGAAUGAGAGUGGGGAGGAGACAGCCCGCAUCAUGUAGCCUAAAGCUUUCCACACAGUAGGUCUUUUGUACAAACAUGUCUAUAGGCUACCCAUUUCUCUCCCAUCAAAUGUCAUUGCUAUUGUGGGUCACCUGGGUUGGAUGAAUGCCCCAUGACAAAGCUUCUCAAGCUGGAAAAUGUAUCCCCCAGGGUAUGUCCCCCAGGGUAUGCCAAGGCACCAACAGGGCAUCUCUGCAGCAGCGUCCACUCGGAGGACACAGUUAAGAAUUGAAAUCUUUGUUUUAACAUUAAAACAAACAUGGAUAUGUUAUAAAGUAGAAAGCAAAAAUUUGCAUGACUUAAAUAAAACAGCACUUGAAGGAAAUGUUUGAGUUGCGAGUACACUCUGGGAGGUACACUUUUGGGCAAAGGUGGAUGUCUAGUUUCCUCUGCCCUUGAGGGGAUUACUUGGAAAAGUGUGAGAACCCUUGUUCUGGAGUGUUUUCCAACUUUUAGGCAAUCACACACCACCUGUCUCUGUUUUUUAAAAUCAUGGAUUAUCUUUACUAUUAUUAAUAAUACUUUUUCUCUCUUUAAAUUGACUCCGUUUUUAGGUGUAAACUUAUUUUCAAAGACAGCCUUAUUUUAGUCCAUAAGUGAAAAGCCAGCACCCUCCUGCUACAAACAGAAGGGAAGAGACGUAAGAAUAAACAUCAUGAAAACAAGAUAAUAUUAAAUCUGACUUAGCUUCUAUUGCCUGCCAGUGACUCUGAGCUUAAUGCCCGCUUGCUUGUCUUUGAUAAAAAGGGAGAUCCAGUGUUGGAGAGGUAAUAAACACAUAUUAGCACCAAUAUUUGUCUUUCCCUUGAUAUAGCAUAAGGUUUGAAAGAGAAUAGAAAAGGGAAGUGCUGUUUUUACUUUAUGAGUCAGUGUUAGUUAAAUGCCAUGUCUGUGAACCACUUCAAAUGCUGUCAGUCAUCUUCCCUCGAUUUGAGAAAAUUGUCUUGACCAGACUAGGCGGGCUGUUCUGGAGAAGAUGCCUGCACUCUCCAAGCAUCAUCCUAAGACUUUCCCAGUGCCCUCUUGUAUCUAUAGAGCACAAAAUCCCAGAAUCACAGGACGACACUGCAGUGAAUCAACUGAGAAACAGCAGGAGCUGAGAAGCCAAGACGAGAAGCCCCACAUCCCUAUUUCCUUGCCUACCUCACGCAUUCCCUGCUCAGCACCCAGUCGUGGAGGUCUGCUUUUGCCCCCAUUCCUGCUACUUGUGAACAAAUAAAGAUUCAUAUACUCA